Molecule: messenger RNA, 3263 nt
Organism: Sebastes umbrosus (honeycomb rockfish)
Lineage: Eukaryota; Metazoa; Chordata; Actinopteri; Perciformes; Sebastidae
Product: glucosidase 2 subunit beta-like
Exons: 15
Coding region: 123-1496 (457 amino acids)
Biological process (GO): liver development; N-glycan processing
Cellular component (GO): glucosidase II complex
Molecular function (GO): protein binding; calcium ion binding
Source: RefSeq, a predicted model, not a curated record
ACCGCAUGUUUCAGGAAGCCAGGACAUGGCCAGUUUAAAAUGUUUGGUGUGUCUCUAUCAUGCGUGUUGAAACGCUGCUGAGGGGGGUCUUGUGAGGCAGUUUUACAACUGUACCGUCUGACAUGCGUCUCCACGUUAUUAUCGCUGCUGUCUUUUGGUGUGGUUUUGCACACUCGCGGAAAAUAAGAGGAAUAUCUUCAUCCUACAAGCGGUUCUACAAGGAGAGGAAGUCCUUUUUGUGCAUUGAUGGAUCCAAGAUGAUCCCUUUUGAGCAGGUGAAUGAUGACUACUGCGACUGUGAAGAUGGCUCUGAUGAACCAGGCACCUCAGCCUGUCCUCGUGGCCGAUUCUACUGCACCAAUCUGGGUUUCCGCCCACACUACAUCCCAUCAUCGCGAGUCAAUGACGGCAUCUGCGAUUGCUGCGAUGCUUCAGAUGAAUACAACAGCCACGCUCACUGCCAGAACACUUGCUGGAAUCUGGGACAGAGAGAGAGAGCAUACGUGGAGGGCCAGAUGAGGACCUUGGACGAGGGUUUGCAGCUCAAGCAGCAACUGAUUGAGGAGGGAGUGCUGCUCUGGAGAGAGAAACAGGCCCAGCUCAGGGAGCUCCAGCAGGUAGCCGAGGACCUACAGAUCAAAUUAGAGGAGCACAGGAGGAAGAAGCACGAGGCCGACCGACUCAAAGAGCAAACAUUAAAGGCGCUGGAAGCAGGGGACGGCAGUCUCAGACAUCAGAACAGCACAGUAACCAGCACUUUCAAGUUACUGGACAGCAAUAAAGAUGGCAGUAUAACAGUGGAUGAAGUCCAGGCUAAAGUGGCACUCGUCCAUGAUGAAGAGCGGGUUCUCUCUGAGGACGAAGCAGUGGCUUUGUUGGGAGGAGGCCAUCAGAUGGAUCUCACCAAGUUUCAACACACACUCUGGGACAUCCUGACAAAAGGAGACAGUGUCAAGAUCAAAGACACACAUGGUGCACCAGGCAGCCUUGUGGGUGAAGAUCCUCACUUAAAGGCAGCUGACAGAGCUGCAGAGUGGGAGGCUACCAAUCUGAAGAAGGUAGAAGAAGCUUAUGAGACCGUCAACAUGGAAAUAAGUGACCUCCGGAAGAAGCUGGCCAUAGACUACGGACCAGAUUGGGAGUUUCUGUUUUUGAACAGCCAGUGUUACAAGCUGAAAGUAUAUGAGUAUACUUAUACCCUGUGCCCGUUCAAUCAAGUCACACAAAAGAGCACUGCAGGAACAGAGGUCUCAUUAGGGAGGUGGGGGAUGUGGGCAGGAACACCAAAGAACCAGUACAGUCAGAUGGUGUAUGAGAAUGGAGAACCCUGCUGGCAAGGAGGUUCACGCAGUACUACAGUCACACUGACAUGCGGAACGGAGACAGCCUUGCGAUCGGUGAAGGAGCCCAGCAAAUGCCAGUACAUCAUGGACUUUCAGACUCCUGUGGCCUGUCAGCCGGUGCUGAAGCAGCGGGGCAUACACAGUGAACUGUGACCCCUUCCCUUUCUGGCCUAGCCUAGAUUAACUUAGCCCCUCUUGGCUAGCCCGCGGUGACAGGCUGGGGUCCUGAGGGUCUCCUCUGACAUCUGUGUUGUCAGAACAUAUAUACUUCCAAGUAAGUCUUGCUAAGGUCAGAAUAUGAUUUUCAGUCACACUACUGCUAGACUUAAGUUUUCAUUAAUUGUUACAGUGUUGUUUAAUAUUAUCACAUGUUAAUAUUUGAAUAGAGCAUUUAUUGAAUGACUUGGUGUACACAGGUAUUCUUUACUCUGCAGUAUAUUCCUUAUAGGGUUUUACACUUCCGUGCUUUGUUGACAUAGCCGGGCCGCCCGUGCAGGCUUUUAGCGCAUGUUUGUGUAAGUGAGCGUGCCUCAUUGGCUUGCUCACGGCCGCUGCUCUGCACAGCUCUCAUACGCCGGUUAGCGCUGAUAACGCCGUCCCAACCGUUGGCGCCAUUGCGGUUUCUCUCUAGGUUAACACUAUUAGCUCCGUCAGCACCGUUGCCUUAGCACCUUUAGCAGCAAGCAACCAGAUCAACUGCAGGGACUAAUGACAUGGCCACCAAUGUAACUGCUUUAUCAAAUAACUGCUCAUUCAUGAGAACAAAUAAAAGGACGGUGUCCUUCUACUUCAUUCUAUUGGCUACCUUGUUAUAGCCUUACUUAAACUCUUAAAGGAUACGUGUGGUGAUAUUCAAUAUUUUUCUUAAAUCCCAUGAAAAGAUCAAACUAGGGCUGGGCAAUAUGACAAUAUAUGUUGUCAAAAUGAUAUAAAAUGUCUAUCAUAUAUAGUUUUCUAUAUCCUUUUUAUCACAAUAUAGCCUAGGCCUAUAUUUUUUUUUUCUCUAUAAUUUCACUUAAAUCGUGAUAUAUAUCGUUGUCGAGAAAUUAAAUGACUUUUAUCGUGAUAAAAGAUUUUGGCCAUAUCACCCGGCCCUAGAUCAAACCAACAGUGAUUAGAUCUCCUUAUAGUAUUUCCUGUUUAGCCAGAGCGCGAUAGCUUAGCAUAGCACUGGGUGACAUGUUCCUUCAUUAUGAUGAACAUGAGCAAUGUAGUUUAUUUUAGAGUCGAUCCGCCAUACACAGUCUUCCUGCUGUAAAUAUUCACUCUCGCGACAAAUGUGUAUUAAUCCGCAGCCUGAAAGUUGUCCCCAACAAAUGCACUAUUUACUCCUGUUUAAAUUACAUUUGCUGAAAACUUCAUUGCCCAGCUGUUUUAGGGAAUCAUUUUGCCUCUUUUAAAAAUGUAACUAUACUGUUUGUUUGUGAUCCGUUAUCACAUCAUCAGAAAGAACAAAUAGGCUUGGGGCCGAGGGGUUAGGGAAGUCAAAAAGUAUUGAGAGACGAAGUCACACAUUGUUGGCUUUGGUCUUUUCUUGUCUUGUUGACAACAGGAAAAAUACAAAAGAAAGUGAGCUUUACCCUCUUAAUACUGUUUUUACUGCAGUAUAUUUACAUUUAAGCCUCAACAUCAUCACUAUGUAGAUAGCUGGAUAAAUAAAGUGACAUUGCUACACCUGUAACAGCUGUAUCAAAUAACUACUUAAUACUUUAUUAUUUUAUUUAACCUUACUUAAUUCUUGUCUUAGUUCUGCUUUUAAUGUAACAGUGUUAUAUAAUUUCCUGAACAAUCACAGUAAGACAUUUUAAAGUGUUUUGAAUAUUAAAGAAAUAUAUUUCUACACACUAAUAGUCUCACAAUAAUGACUCACUUUCAAGUAUGCAUUGUGUACUAAAUAUAACAUCUCUUGAUUUCACAAGA